UCCGCCAGGCCCCGGGAGCGCCGCCCGACGCGCCGUCCAGGUGAUGGGCAGCCGACCCUGCAGCCCCAGCGCCUACCCUGAGCUCUGCUGGGGACCGCCGCCCGGAGGACCCCGCCCUGCCAAGCGCCGCCGAACCGAGGAGCCCGCGGGCCUGGAAGGCCUGGAGGGGCCGCCCGCCGCCGCCGGCGCACUCACCUCGGUGGUGGUCCUGGCCACGGGCUGUGCCCUGCAGCUGCUCCUGGACGACGUGGAGCUGGUGCUCGAGCCCGAGCCAACGUCGGCCCUGCAAGUGACCCUCGGCGAGCUCACCCUCGUGCUGGUCCCCGAGGCCCUCCUCAGCUCGGGAGGGCAGGGCCACUCGCCCGCCGGCCUAGAACAGGGCGCUUUCCUGAACGCGCCCGGGCACGAAGUCGCCGUCGAGCAGGGAUUCUUCUGCGCAUCGGUCCCAGAGGUGGCCGCCCAAGAAGAGUCCUACGAGGAAGACGAGGACCCCGCGUUCCUGCCGCCUGGGGUGGACCCCGCAGCGGGCUCCGUCCCUGGGCUCCGCCCCCACCCGCAGGGCCCCAAACCAGAUCCCUGGCCUGGGGCCCCCACCCCUAGUCCAAAGAGACGCUCUCCUCUCCGCUACUUCAACCUGGAGCCCAUUCUGGAGCCCUUCCCCAACUCGCCACUCCAACCUCUACCUCCCUCUCCGAGUCCAGGUCCCCACGUGCGCCCCCAGCGCCCUCCGGGUCCCUCUCACAAGGCCAGGGAAUGACCUGUUCCGGGAAUGAACUGCUCCCACAAUCAAUGGCCAGCUGGCUUCAGGCACUCGUGAUCCUCCAUGACACACUGUGAGCACACGCCACCACUCAAAGAUGAAACAUCUUCAUCGCGAACAGCCGGCAGCUGCGGUUUUUG
Ailuropoda melanoleuca (giant panda) is the source of this 900-nucleotide messenger RNA. Its product is annotated as proline-rich protein 23A. NCBI's taxonomy places the organism in Eukaryota, Metazoa, Chordata, Mammalia, Carnivora, Ursidae. The record is from RefSeq and is a predicted model, not a curated record.